This is a messenger RNA of Malus domestica (apple), 2023 nucleotides long. RefSeq names its product probable receptor-like protein kinase At1g80640. Gene Ontology annotation, biological process: protein phosphorylation. The record is from RefSeq and is a predicted model, not a curated record. Gene Ontology annotation, molecular function: ATP binding; protein kinase activity. NCBI's taxonomy places the organism in Eukaryota, Viridiplantae, Streptophyta, Magnoliopsida, Rosales, Rosaceae.
AAGAGAGAGAGAGAGAGAGAGAGAGAGACGGACUCAGAAUUCAAAAACUCGCAAGGAGAAGAAGAAGAAGAAGAAGAAGAAGAAGAACAGAACCCACCAUUCCUACUCUCUCUCUCUCUCUCUCUCUCUCUCUUUCUCUUCCAUUGGAACCCACAAUUUCCAUCUCCAUGCGUGAUUGAACAGAGUGAAGCAAAAGCAAAAGCAAAAGCAAAACAACAACAAUGAAGCUGCUGCUGCUUCUUCUUCUUCUUCUUGUUCAAAUUUUGCUUUUGCUUCUUGUACAACCAAAUCCCAUUUGUGUUGGCGCCACACCGACUGACCCAUUUCUUUCCUCCAUAUCUGCUCCUCUCUCCUCGCCCAUUUCUCCAAUUGCUUCAUCAAUGGCUACCUUCACUCCGGGUAUUGCAGAAGGAAGUGAAGGGCAUCAAAUGGGUUCACAUAAGAAAAUGCUAAUUCCACUCAUUAUUACUUGCACUGCACUUGGUGUAGUUUUUUUGUCACUGUUGUGCUUGUGGAUUUACCACAAAAAGUUUCAACACAAAUCCCACAAGAAAAGUGGUCAGAGCAGCUCAGAUGCCGAGAAGGGGCUUGCAUUGGGUCCAUUUGCGGGUAAAUUCAAUUCCAUAAGGAUGGUUUCUAAGAAAGGAUCUGUUCCAGUAAUUGAAUACAAGGUACUAGAAACAGGCACCAACAAUUUUUUGGAUAGCAAUAUUAUCGGUGAGGGUGGAUUUGGAUGCGUUUAUAAGGGUCGGUUGGAUGAUAAUUUGCUUGUUGCAGUCAAGAAACUAGACUGUGCAAAUCAGGAUGCUGAGAGAGAAUUUGAGAAUGAGGUGGAGUUGUUGCAUAAAAUUCAGCAUCCAAAUAUAAUUACCCUUUUGGGUUGCAGUAUUAAUGGUGACUCAAGGUUCAUUGUUUAUGAACUGAUGUAUAGCGGAUCUCUGGAAACUCAAUUGCACGGACCCUCUCAUGGUUCCGCAUUAACAUGGCCCAUGCGAAUGAAAAUUGCUCUUGAUGCAGCAAGAGGGUUAGAAUAUCUACACGAGUACUGCAGCCCCCCAGUGAUCCAUAGAGAUCUGAAAACAUCUAAUAUUCUUUUAGAUGCCAACUUCAAUGCCAAGCUCUCUGAUUUUGGUCUUGCCGUGGCUGACGGGGCCAAAAAUAGUAAGAACAUCAAGCUUUCUGGAACGUUGGGUUAUGUUGCUCCAGAGUAUCUUUUAGAUGGUAAAUUGACGGAUAAGAGUGAUGUCUAUGCUUUUGGAGUUGUGCUUCUGGAGCUUCUACUAGGAAGAAGGCCUGUUGAAAAACUUUCACCAACUCAGUGCCAAUCUAUAGUCACAUGGGCCCUGCCUCAGCUCACUGACAGAUCAAAGCUUCCAAACAUUGUGGAUCCCGUGAUCAAAGAUUCCAUGGAUCUGAAGCACUUAUACCAGGUUGCUGCUGUUGCUGUGUUAUGUGUGCAACCGGAACCAAGUUACCGCCCACUGAUAACAGAUGUUUUGCAUUCCCUUGUUCCUCUUGUUCCGGUGGAUCUCGGAGGGACUCUAAGAGUUACCCAACCUGGACCUCCGGAAAGCACCCCAUUGUCUCCUGGUCACUGAUGCACGAGAAAUGCUUCAUGAUGCUUCUACAACAUUUUUGGGUGUCCACUGCUCUAAUCCCUCCCCCAAAUCGCUCAUUGAUUUGCAUUUGCUAACAAAGAUCUUGCUGGGAAGUUAAUGCCUUCGGUUAUUGCUGUGGAAGAAAGUCGCCCCGGCGGGGUGAAAAAUUCUUGGUAUAAUUUUACACCUCUGUAAAUUGAAUGAAUUUGGUUUAAGAAACUUGUGCAUAUGAGGCGCAUUCGUCCAAGACGCUAGCUAAUUUCAAUUUUGACCCUUUUGUUUUCAGUGUAUGAAAUCAGCUAAUUUUCUGGGGUCAUUUGAAUUACCUCUGGAGAUCUGUUUGUUUCUCCUGAGAGUGCUCUAGGAUUGUAAAAGCUAUAAAUAAUCUUUUUCUAAUGAACUAAAAUUGUUAUGUAAAGCAUCAA